Solea solea (common sole) is the source of this 4672-nucleotide messenger RNA. RefSeq names its product kelch-like protein 22. Bases 301 to 3531 code for a protein of 1076 amino acids. The transcript has 4 exons. Lineage: Eukaryota; Metazoa; Chordata; Actinopteri; Pleuronectiformes; Soleidae. Gene Ontology annotation, molecular function: protein binding. The record is from RefSeq and is a predicted model, not a curated record.
UAGAGGAGAGGGAGACAGAAAGAGAGAAGGAAAGAGAGAAAUCAGAGAUAGAUAGAGAGAGAGAGAGACAGUGAGAGGUGGAGGAGAAAAAAACAGAUGACACAGCUGGUGUCUGAGGAGAGGAUAAAAAGUGGAGCUGCUUACACCAAUAACUGCAAAGUGGAUUAACUUUGGACACACAUGAUUUUCUCAGUGCAAAACAAAGUAAGUUGCUCAACAAUCCUUUGUCCUCCAAGACUUGUUAAUGUGUUAAGAUUCAGGAUUAGAGGGAUAAGUAGAGGUUAAAGUAAACCGGUCAGUAUGGCAGUAGCUAACCCAUGCUUCCAGAAGGAAGGGUAUGAAGUUAAGAACAAGAGGAGGGGGCGAUGGAGGGAGAGGGUGAGCCAGAGGGCAAACUUGGAGGUGAAUGGGGAAGAUGGAGAAGAGGUGGAGGAGGGUGAUGGGGAGGAAAUGGAGGAGGAUACAGGCAGUGAGGAAGUGAGAGAGGAGGCAAAUGAAGCAGGUAGGAAUGGAGAAGAAGAAGGGGGAAAAGAAGGGAAGAAGGUAAAGAUGGAGGCAAUAGUAAAUGAGAAGGAGAAAGGGGAGGGGGGAGACAAGGGAGUGAAGACAGUUAAGGAAAAGCAGGUGGAUUCAGAGGAGGAGAGUGAGGUGUCAGAGGCUGAAGAAAUUGAGACAAAGAGUGAGGAGGUCGAGCAGGAGGAUGGAGAGGAAGCCAGAGAAAAUGAGGCAGAGAUUGAGGUUUGGGUGGACAGGGUCGAGAGGGAGGUUGGAGGGAGUCAGGAAGGGCUUGAUAAAGAGCUAUGGGAGGAAGAAGGGGAAAUGGAGGAAGAGGUAGAGAUGAAUGUGGACAAGGAAGAAGAAGAGGAGGAGACAAUAGAGGGAGAGCAGGAAGAAGAUGACCCAAAUGAGCAAAAUGUAGAAGACAGUGCAGCUCAAAGAGAUGAAACAGUAGAUGAAGAAAACCUUUUAGAUUCAGCAAAAUCUGAUCAUGAGGCUUUUGACUGGAGAUCUGAGGGUGACAGUGAUGAUUCUGAAAGUGAUGAUGAUGAUCAUGAAGAAGAAGAAAAAGCUUCAGAGAAACAGAGCGAUGACCUGAAGGAACUGGACGAUUUGCAGGAACACAGUACAAAUGAAAGCAGUAUCCGAGAAGCAUGGACUUCCACUGAGGAAGAUGUGAGUGAGAAGCUGCUGGAUGAGGAAGAAACAGUGACAAGAUCAUGUUCAACGCAUGAAGAACACUUUCUGGACUAUCAGGAGGAAGAGGAAGACUCUACAGAUGAUGAGGAAGCAGAACAUUCAUUGUAUGAAGACGUGGAUUGUAGUGACGAAGGUGCCAUGAUGAAGAUAUUCCAUGAAGAUGAUUAUCCCACGGAUAUAUUCCGGACUUUGACAGAGUUCAAGGACUCUUUCCUUCUCACUGACCUAAUUUUUAGCACAAAUGACGGGAAGACUUUCCAAGUACACUCCCUCGUUCUGGCAGCUGUCAGCUCCCUCAUCUGGGAAACUCUGAGUAGAGGCAAUAUGGAAACUGAUAACGUUGAUGGCAUAAAAGCCAGGGAUACAAUUAGUGUUGGAAUCAACAGGUGGUCUCUCUGUCUGGGCCCAGAGGUGGACCAUGUUGGGUUGGAGGCAAUUGUGGAAUUUGCCUAUUCUGGACAUGUAUCUCAACUAAACAAGGACACCAUGGAACAGAUAAAGGCUGCAGCUCAAGCACUUGGUGCCCACAGGGUGAUGGACCUCUGUCCUGAAGAAGGGUCCACACAUACUGGAGAGAAGAAGAAAGAAAAAAGAAUCUCUGCUGCGGAACAAAUGAGGAUCAGCCUUCAGUCCAUCAGACAGAUGUGGAUGGACGGGGUAGGCUGCGAUGUUAUUUUGGACGGUAUCGGGAAAUCACUUCAUGUCCACAGAAUCAUCCUUGCAGCAAGCAGUGACUAUUUCCGUGGCAUGUUCACCUUGGGAAUGAAGGAGUCCUACCAGCCUCGCAUAAACCUGCCCUUCUUGUUGGCUUCCGAGCUGGAGACUCUGAUUGGCUGCUCCUAUAGUGGGGCUUUGUCCCUCAGCUGGAGGUGUGUCUUUGAGCUCACCAGCACUGCUCUCCAGCUCCAAUAUCAACCAGCCCUCUCCUUAUGUCUCAGCUUCCUGCAAAAGGAAAUCAAUCCCCAAUCCUGCCUGGAUGUGGCAUCUUUUGCCGCAGCUUAUGAGAUGGCACACUUACUCGAAGUUGCGGACGAUUAUGUGUUGCGACAAUUCCAAAAGGUUGCGUGCACCUUGAAGUUCAAGGAUCUGCCAGCCCGACAACUUCUUAAGUACUUGAACAGUCGCUCACUCUGUGUCCAAUCCGAGCUUGUUGUAUUCAAAGCAGUGGUAGCAUGGAUUCAAGCUAAGCCCAAGACAAGGAUUAGACUUACCAAGGAAUUAAUGAAAACAAUCAAUUUUCCCCUAAUGACAUUCAAGGAAUUCAAUGAGGUGCACUCUUUGAACAUGUGGUCAGAGCACAGCCUAGAUGAACUCUACAAAACAAUUUUUGAGAAUUUCUGUUCCUAUGAGACUGCACCACAUAGCCAAUACCGCAUCUAUCUCCCAAAAGAGAGUCUGGUGUUGAUUGGAGGUGACCAGAUCACUGAAGACUUCGGAAGGCGAACAAUCAGUAGGGAACUCUGGUUUGGGAAUUCCCUUAGGAACCAUACAGGAGUAAAAAAGGCCAUGGAGUGGAGAAGGUUGGGAGAAAUGCCAGAACCAGCUAGGUUCAGUCAUGAGGUGGCGGUGAUCAAAGGACAACUGUAUGUGUUUGGGGGAAAGAAGUAUUACGGCCUUGGUGACACACUGAAUUCUGUUUUAAGGUACAACCCCAAUGAAAGCAGCUGGGAGAGUCUUCCUGAAAUGCAGGAGAAGAGAUGCUUUUUCUCUGUGGUUGUGCUGGAUGGACAGAUAUACGCCAUUGGUGGCCACUGUGAGCCAGAGUAUAGGGAUAGUGUGGAAAGAUACUGCCCUGCUACAAACUCUUGGAGCUUCACCCGGCCUUUGGACCUACCUCUGACUGGACAUGUGGCAAAGGUUUCACAGGGGCAGAUCUUCAUCUCAGGAGGGGUGAACGAUGACUACAGGUGUCUUGCAACCAUGUUUCGUUACCAUCCAGAAACAGGAAGCACACACCUCGCAAACAUGACAAGACCUCGGGCUUAUCACUGCAUGGAGGCGCUGGGUGACUGCCUUUAUGUCGCAGGUGGAAACACCAUCGACGACCACAUGACUGUUGUGGACCAGCUCACCUGUGAAGUGUACAGUCCAGCCGUGAACACGUGGACCGCCUUCAUGUCUCUGCCGGUGCCACAUGUCGGAGCAGGAAGUGCAGUUUUGGAGGGAAAGUUUUACGUGUUGGGUGGAUACAGCCAGGAAGAUUACAGCGACACUAAAAUGGUGCACCGCUACGACCCUACCACACAGAGAUGGGAGAACAUUGGCAAGAUGCCUGGGCCGAACAAUGACAUUCGAGCAUGUGUGCUGUCCCUGCCGGAGCAUUUAAGAUUGUAAGAGCUGUUCUCAUAAAAUAUCUGUACUAUUGAGUUCAGAUCAUAGACAAGGAUUUUUCUAUUUUUUUAUGAGGCAAGGCACAUUUUUGAACAAUUGCAGACAGUGACUACUUUAUAUAAGAUGGAUAUAGUCUUCCAUUUUGAAAACUAAAGAGCAGGAAGUUGGACGGAAGUAGUAGUUAGCCACCAGUUUGACUCCUCAGUUUGAAUGGAAGCUUCUACUUUUCGUUAUUCAAUUGUAACAACAGUAUACAUUUUCCAGAGGAGUAAAUGGUCUUGAAUACCAGUUUUACAUCUGUGAAUUUCUGGUUUCAAAAACUGCCUGUCGAAUUGUCCCGAGUCCCGAGGCCUCCCGAUGGGAGUUCAUUUUGCAACAUUUUGCAUUUUCCAGACUGUUACUGUUUGUAUAAACAUCAGACAGAAGAGAGUGAUUCAUACAUGUUCACAACAGUUGGACUAUUUCUGGAAUAUUUAAGCAAGGAGUGGUGCCUGGGUUGAGGAAGAAGAUUCGCCCAUAAAUGACUUCGAAUUUUGAUAUUUUCCCAUAGUAUUCUUAUGUGUGUUUCACUGGGAAAUUUGCCUGACAUUUGAGGAGGUGACCAGCAUGAUAGUUUACGGAAAAUAUCCAGACAAAACAUCUACGGUGAGAUACAGUGUGUCAACUAUUGCUUGAUUAUAACAUGCAGUUAUGAAUUUCAGGCUUACUGCUAGGAUGAGUAUUAAGAAUUCACUGCCACAAUUGAUAUUGUUGUUUAUUUUAGCUUUGCUAGAGUUUUCAAACCAUUUCCUAAUGAUUGCAUCAGGUAAUGUAGGUGUUUAACUUGAGCGUUGUCGACACCAAAUUAUAGUCUAUGUUGAUAAAUAAGAGUAUCGGUAUCAAUUAUCAGUACCUAUAUAAGUAUCGGUAUGGAUAUAAUCCUAAUGAUACCCAUCCCUACUCGGUGCAUAAUAUUACAAGAUUAAAUCGUUGUAAUAUCAUAUUUAACAACCAAAUGAUGUGUAUCUUGGAAAAUGAAUUGUAUACUGGAUUGACUUGAGAGGCGCCUUUAGCUGUGCCAAAUGAUAGAAUAUAAAUAUAUUGUGAUUUUUAGUGCUUUAUGUGAAUUGAAAAGGUGUUGGAAUAAAAGUGCUAAAUAACUCUU